Molecule: messenger RNA, 855 nt
Organism: Trypanosoma theileri
Lineage: Eukaryota; Euglenozoa; Kinetoplastea; Trypanosomatida; Trypanosomatidae
Exons: 1
Coding region: 1-855 (284 amino acids)
Source: RefSeq, a predicted model, not a curated record
AUGAGUGUUGGUCGUCCUCUACCGCUCUUCCUCAUAUUUGAUAUCGACAACACACUUCUCUCCGCAUGUAAUCGUUUCUCUGCGGUCUUUCCAUUCACGUCCACCACUACACUCGCCCAGCAGCAGACACUACGCUAUCGUGAAGCCGAACGCGGUCAGUGUCUGCGGGCCUGCACCAUCACUCUCCGCCCACACCUGCGGGAGUUCUUACAACUGCUGGAUGGGGCGUUAAACACAUCACGUGUGAAAGUACAGGUGGGAUUGUUUACACGGAAUACAUCCUCAUAUGCAAACGCUAUAGCAGAACAAGUGUUGCAGCCAUUCAUGCGAGAACGGUUUGCUUUUGUUUUUGGUGGUACACAUUGUACAUGUGGGAAUGAGCGGAAGAAACCGUUGAGUGUUUCCCCACUUCCUGCCACCUCACUUCUUAUAGAUGAUAGGUAUUCUUCUUUUAUUGCAGAUGAGUUUUUUAGUGGUCGUGGGGCUUUAGUACAGCCAUUCUUUAACGGUAUGAGACCUUGGAGCCCAGAAGAUGAAAUGGAUGAUGUCUUAUCCUGUUCUUCUUGUGUUGGUAGUAGUUUAACUUUUCAGAACUCUGAUUCUAACCUUUAUGAGAGUGAUGAUCUUAUUUUUUAUCAUCCUCAACAGAAAGGUGAGGAUGGUAAUUUAUGUUGUGAUGUUUCGUUAUGUUUGUUAAUAAAAGAGUUUGUGGCAUUUUGGCACAAUAACAUUCACUAUUAUGAAAGUGAAGAAAAUGUUGUAAACUUACUGCAGGAUCCACGCGCUGCACGUUAUCGUGAUUGUUGGUAUAAUUAUCAUUCUCCCAUGGAGGAGCAUGUGCUGUGUAUCUCUUAA